UACUAUGAAAUAGUGACAGAAAAUUUCGCGGUGGGUGAGGAUACAGUCCAGAGUAUCGGCGGAUCGGUUUUCUUUCGAUCGCUCAUUCGAUCGUGAGAAGCACGGAAAAUGCGUGCGUAACGUGCUGCUGUUGCGAAAAGUACGAUGAUGAUGUGGAUUGUAGUAUCGUAGCUGGUACCAGUCCAUCAGCACGCAGAAAAAGAGAGAUUGCGAAGAACAGAAAGAGAAGGAGAGAGGCAUGCCAUGUUACGAACGUGUUGCUGAUGCGAUGCAAGCCAGUGAUUCUCACCACGCAUCACGAGGUAACGCAUGGAAGAAGAAGGUUGCUCCUGCGCGUUCCUCGACGUGUAUUCAGUGAGCGUGAAGCCGCGGUGACGUAAACGUGUCUGCAUAAACCUCCUCCGCAAAUACAUAACGAAAAAUAUUCCCAUUUCGGCAACAAGAUGACGAGAAAACUCAGCAAAUUCUUGAUUCUUUUCGAUAACACGAAUCUAUUAUAUUUUCCUGGCCACUUCUUGUCCGGCCGUGUUCUCAUAGAGCUGGACGAUGAAGCUUACGUCUCGGGACUGCAUUUCCAUGUUGUGGGAGAAGGUGUAGUUCGGGUACGUAGUCAACGUGCCGAGAGAGUUUACGACAAAGAAAACUACAUUGAUUUUCGCAUGCGGUUGUUGGGUGAACCAGGCGAAGGACCAUCAUUGCUAUCUCCCGGAAUACAUAGUUUUCCGUUCAAAUUGGGGUUGCCAUUGGGUCUACCUUCCACUUUUCUCGGAAAACAUGGAUGGGUGCAAUAUUAUUGUAAAGCGGCUCUUCGUGAGCCAGGUGGACUUACUCACAAAAAUCAACAAGUUUUCAUCGUCAUGAAUCCGAUUGACUUAAAUCUGGAACCUCCGAUAUUAGCGCAACCUGCAAGGCAGGAGAUUGAACAGCGUGUGGGAGUCUCUUGCGUAUCGGGUGGUCCUGUAUUCUGCAGGGUUAGUCUGGACCGGGGUGGAUAUGUACCUGGGGAAACGAUCGGUAUUUCUGCGACUGUCAGCAAUCGCAGUAAGGUGACGAUGAAAUCAACCAAGGCGUCACUCACCGAAACGAUACAGUAUCUGUGUCGAGGUAAAGUGCUCGCUAGCGAGACUCGCGAGCUGGCUAGCGUUUCUAGGGGGAAGAUUCGGCCAGGUGAGAGCGAGGAAUGGCUAAACGAACAAAUGUACGUUCCUCCGUUGCCGCCGACGAAUCUGAGAGGGUGCCACUUGAUUAACGUUCUUUAUCACGUUUACUUCGUCAUAAGCCCGAAGAGUCUGGACAAAGAAAUCAAAUUACAAAUACCGAUCGUGCUAGCCACGUACCCUUUGAGGCCGGAGGGUGCACCAGUUGGUACGGCACCGUCCAAACGGGGUGCUCAUUAUCCAUCGACGCUACCCAUCUUCCGACCUUGGCUCGACGACAAAGCUUUCGAAAUACAAGAGUGAAAGCGUAAUAUUACGUAUCUAUUAUUGGAUUAUUUCAAAAUUAGUGUCCAAAAAGGUAUUAAUUUUCUGUGAUCGUAGGUCACAUCAGUUGCGCUUCCAUGCGCUUAUGCUAUACUUCCUUCAAAAUUUUCAUCGAUUCUUGUAUUGCUAGUCACAGCAACGUUCAUGUAAAAUUUCAAAGAAUCGAUGGAUAUUUGAAAAUGCUAUAUCUGGUGCAAUUAUACGUACGC
Molecule: messenger RNA, 1690 nt
Organism: Atta colombica
Lineage: Eukaryota; Metazoa; Arthropoda; Insecta; Hymenoptera; Formicidae
Gene: Vdup1
Product: arrestin domain-containing protein 3
Exons: 6
Coding region: 444-1460 (338 amino acids)
Biological process (GO): protein transport
Cellular component (GO): cytoplasm
Source: RefSeq, a predicted model, not a curated record